Messenger RNA from Fusarium odoratissimum NRRL 54006, 2004 nucleotides. RefSeq lists its product as uncharacterized. The transcript has a single exon. The coding region runs from base 1 to 1968 and encodes 655 amino acids. Lineage: Eukaryota; Fungi; Ascomycota; Sordariomycetes; Hypocreales; Nectriaceae. Gene Ontology annotation, molecular function: protein binding. The record is from RefSeq and is a predicted model, not a curated record.
AUGGCGAAUAACACCAUCUUCAUGUCUCCUGAAGAGUCGGAGCGUAUCCAACGUACAAUCAAAGAUAUUGCAAGGCUACGUGAAGAACAGACAGGCCAGUCGAGGGAACCUACAGAUCCCAAAUCCUUGAUUGAGCAGGCUAUCUCUACGUCUCUUAUGCAAGAGAUGUCGUCUGCAGCCUUUGGGUUUGGUGCGCCAAGGAAAGCUCGAGAGACCAUGGUAGCUUAUGGUAUAGGCAGACCAUAUCCCCCCAGUACAGCCAGACUUGCAGACCUACAACCUAUGGGCAUCAAGGACUUACAAAGGGAGACACAUCAUCGGGGUUUCUUUCUUCCCUUGCGUCGUGUGUCGCCUGUAGCUAUACUUCAGGCCUCCUCCUGGACUGUCGUCAAAGACCAGUCAUCUGACGAGGUGGAGCGCCUGGAAGUCUUUCUCCAUACGUCGCAGUUUGGCGAAAACAUCCUAGACAUAGCUUCUGAGCUGGUGGUCAAAGAGCCGUACUACACUCUCAAUGGUCAAGGAGAACGCACGAUUCGUAUAGACCAUCCAUCAGAUCUCGUCGUCCGCACGAUGUCCGGGAGCCAAGAGUCGUGGCGGCACAAGGAGCAUUACUCAGGAAGACCUGACCUUGCGUCUCCGGAACAUUACAAGAGGAAGGGAAACGACGCACUUCUGAAGAAGAAGAACUACUCCGACGCGUACUUUUGGUAUACGGAGGGUCUGAAGCUUUUGAAGAGUGACGAAGGUUGCGAGACUGUACGCAAGGACCUGCACCGUAACCGAGCCCAUGUCAACCUCCACCUUCAGAUAUUCGAUGAAGCAAUAUCGGAUGCCUUAGAGUCUCUGACUAGUGAUGAGACUAAAGAUCUUAAGUCUCUUGACGCCAAGGCAUAUAAUCGCGCAGGUCUUGCGGCAUACUCUCAAGGCGAGUUCCUCAAGGCUCGACGCUACUUCGAGCAGCAAGAGAGACUCCAACCAGAUGAUCAGCAUCCGAAGCUACAUCUACGAAGAGUCGAUGCAAGACUGCGAGAGGAGGCUAACGGGAUCUACAAUAUGAGCAAAAUCGUGAGCAAUCUAUCCAAGACGGGAGGCAGGCCCGAUACAGCCUCGUAUUACGGUCCAACAGAGAUCAAAAACAGCCCUGGAGCUGGUCGUGGUCUUUUUGCAACCCGAGACAUCGAAACAAACGAGAUCAUCUUGUGCGAGAAAGCGUUUUGUGCGGCCUGGAGUCACGAGGCCGAAACGUUCACGGCGCUGGCGUGUGAUCUUCGAGAAGACGCCGCAAUCAAGGUCUUCCCCGCUGGAUUGCAUAAAGCCGUCGUGAAAAGGCUUCUCAACAAUCCAUCGCAGGUCGAGAAGGUACUUCGUCUACAUGGCGACUACCAUGGACUUGGGGGAAAAUUGCAGGAAGUCGACGGUUCACCUGUAAUCGACACGUUUCAGGUACACGAUAUCAUCCAACGCAACGCCUUUGGUUUGGGUCAACAAACCGAGGAUGAAGAUGUCAGCAACGCUAGUACUGGUCUUUGGAUACGGGCAUCUUACAUCAACCACUCUUGUAUUCCCAAUGCAAAGAAGGAUUUCGUUGGUGAUCUCAUCAUCUUUCGCGCUAUGAGAAGAAUUGUAACUGGUGAAGAGAUCACCCACAGCUAUGAUGAGUCGAGUUACUAUGAGGCAAGAAAGACAAACAUUCGGAGGACAUGGAACUUUGAAUGUCGCUGUCAGCUUUGUCUUGUUGAGGGAGCAGAGAGCGAAAAUAUCCGGAAAGGAAGGCGGCAGGCUGAAGAGAAGGCAAACUACUUUGCAAAAGCAAACAGCCCUUAUGAUGCGAGUAGGAUUAUGGUGAGAAGGUCAAAGAUGCUACGUCAGACACUCAACGAGACGUAUGAUGAGAAGAGCUAUAAAGGACUACCGCGUCGGGCACUUGCGGUGAUAGACGAGUGGCUCCGGAUAGCCAGUACCAGGUAGUCGUUACAUGUCGGAAAAUACAAGAGAUAUCAAGAG